AGAGAGAAGAAGGCGGAGCUGAGAGCCAGCCGAGGCUUCAUCGCGACAAAGGCGGGAGAUACGAAGGAGGCCGGCGCCAGCGGAAUCACGAGCGCCGUCGAAGGAGAUCUUUAACGGCGCGACUCCGCAGACUCCCGUCGUCAGCACGGAGCAGGUCGCUGUCAUGUCCAGCUUCCGUCUGCUGGGAGAGAACAGCAACGUCAAGCUGACGUACGAGACGAGAGUGGACGCGACGCAGAAGCAUCGGGUGAUAGUGUCCGUCGUCUUCACCAACCUGACGCCGUACCACAUCAAGCAGUUGGACUUCAACGUGCUGGACUCGCUCAACACGAAACUCAUACGAGGGGACCAGUGCGACGGUGUAAAGGUGCCAUUCCAGCUUCCGGCCGGCUCGAGCAACCAGGGCCAGUUUGCCUUCACCGUGCAGACAAUCAAUCAUCCGCAGAAACUCAGAGGCACUCUGACCUACUUCAUCGCGACGGAGGAUGGGUCGACCAAUCAUGACAAACUCGACUUCAAACUUGGAUUGCCUUGUUCGGCGUUCACGUUACCUACCCCACACGACAGGGAGACCUUUGCGGAUCUGCUGGCGGGAGGAGAACUCGAGUACAAGAACUCGAUCAAGCUCAGCUCGGUGACCGGCGACCUUCGCCUGACCCUCACCAACAUCUGCUUCUUCACGCAUUUUUCAGUCGUCGAAGCUGUGGACUCUAGCGCAUCGCUAUACAGUAGGUCCAUACAAGAUCAUCAUUUGGCGCUACUAGUCAAAACUUUGCCAAACAACGGCGUUAGCAUCGACGGCAAGAGCAACGACCCGAACCUACUCUCCAGCGUCCUAGACGAAGUCCGGACGAUUCUGCUGCAGUGAUGGCUGACCACCCACGCCUCCCCCUCCCCCCGGCAAGCAGUCGCGACGACCCCCUCCCCCCGUGCGCUCGCGCCGCGGCCACAUCGCCCAGCGGCGCCCUCUAUAUCGCCCAGCGGCGCCCUCUAUAUCGCCCAGCGGCAACGGAACGUACCGCGCGUCCACGAGUCAUGUUCCCUGUCAGUCGGCGGGAGCAAGGGGAGCGGUCAAGGACAGUAUGUGACCUUCGGCGACCUUUCUGUUCUCCGGUCAGGCGAACACUGUAAUGGAAAGGCAGGGAUAUCGAUGUCAUCAUCGUGGGCGGCUGUGAACUCAGCGAGAACUCUGUGGGUCGUGACUGUCGCUGCGCGCGCGCGCAACCUUAGAAUCGUACGUAGUCGCAGCAUUGUUGCUUUUUAUAUGCCUCCGACUGUCGUGGCGGGACCCUGUCAAGUUCAACGCGACGUAUAGCGGCGAUAGCAGCGUUAUAUAGACAUGGGCACGGGUGAGGAGACGACAUGGGUCUGGUGAGAGAGAGCGAUAGGGAGGGAGAGAGAGAGAGAGAGAGAGAGAGAGAGAGAGAGAG
Messenger RNA from Priapulus caudatus, 1430 nucleotides. RefSeq names its product AP-3 complex subunit delta-1-like. The coding region runs from base 164 to 868 and encodes 234 amino acids. The transcript is spliced from 7 exons. The record is from RefSeq and is a predicted model, not a curated record. NCBI's taxonomy places the organism in Eukaryota, Metazoa, Priapulida, Priapulimorpha, Priapulimorphida, Priapulidae.